Molecule: messenger RNA, 3069 nt
Organism: Hyalella azteca
Lineage: Eukaryota; Metazoa; Arthropoda; Malacostraca; Amphipoda; Hyalellidae
Product: UBX domain-containing protein 4
Exons: 5
Coding region: 158-2002 (614 amino acids)
Molecular function (GO): protein binding
Source: RefSeq, a predicted model, not a curated record
GCAAUCAGCUGUUGAAGAAUGUUAGGGUGACGUCGAUUAGAAGAAAAGAAGAAAAAGUCAUUAAAAGCGUUCAUUCUAGUUGUAUUCAAUUGUCUAUUUUUUUAUAUCUUUUGUCAUAAUUUUGCUUACAAAUAAAAAAUACCUUUUUUCGAUCGUUAUGGAGUGGUUUUCGGGUAACAUUCCCGAAGCAAUAUUGCUAUCCAAGACUAAAAAUGCCGUAUUUGUGGUUUUCAUCACAGAUGGUAGUGAAGCUUCUGCAACAACUGAAGCCAGUAUUGGGGGUGCGGGUGAUGAGCUCAAGAAAAAUUUCAUUGCCAUAAAGCUGAGCAGUGACUCUGAUGAAGCCAAGCAGUUCAAUCAGAUCUAUCCCAUUGUAGUGCUACCAUCCUUGUACUUCAUAAAUCCCAAUAAUGGAGUGCCAGUGGAGAUCUUAGCAGGAGCUGUCACUGCAGGAAGCCUCAUGGCCAAGCUCCCAGCCAUAAUGAAGGAUUGCUUCCAGCAGAGCACUACUGAGGCCUCUAGUCAAAGCUCUGACAUGCUCCCAGAAGAUCAUGCUGAAUCUUCCUCAGCAUCUGAUGGAAUCAGCUUUGAGAAUACUUCUGUGGAGCCAACUUCUGUAAACAUUCCUCCAUUAUCAACGUCCACUGCUGCGUCAUUGCAAUCUGCUUCAGCCUCUAUCACCGUAUCUGCUCAUACCUCUGCACCUGUCCCUAUGUCUGCAACUGCUCUCACUUCUGCCCCUGCUCCUACUUCUGCACCUGCUCCUACUUCAGCACCUGCUCCUACUUUUGCGCCUGCCCCUACGUCUGCACCUGCUCCUACUUCUGCACCUGCUUCUGCACCUGCUUCUGCACCUGCUCCCACUUCUGCACUUGCUGCUACUUCUGCACCAUCACUAUCUGAGUCAACAUCUUUUUCUUUUAUUGAAUCAUCCUCUUCUGAAGAAACGACCUCAGCUCCAUCCGAUAAUACGAACAAUAGCGCUGGAGCACCGCUAGAAGAUGCCAGUCUGCAGUCCAGAGAUGGUGCUGGGUCGCCUGACCUGUCACUUGAUGAGCGCGUGGCCCGCGCCAGAAAACUUGCCGAGUUGAAGAGGCAACAGCGUGACCAGGAACAAUUCCAGAAAGAGCAUGAAAAUGAGAUUAGCCGACGCCAACUAGGCAAGUCUAUGCAUCGUAUCAAACAAGAACAGGAAGAAAAGGAAAUGCGAGAUCUGGCUGCUGAAAGGAAGCGAGACAAAGAGAUGGAUCGCCUUGCUCGGGAGAAAGUCAAGGCUCAGAUCGCGGCUGACAGAGCAGAGCGCGAAGAAAGAGCUGCCCUUCUACGAGGCGACGUUCCUGCACCGCCGGUACCUCAGCCAUUCCAGGCAUCCAAUGUUCCUGUUACUGCAGCCUCGGCUACCACCUGCCGUCUCAAACUUCGGCUUCCUGAUGGCAGUUCGGAGCUGGCUCAGUUUGAACCAUCAGUCAUGUUGAGCGAGGUCAGGCAGUAUGUCGUGCGCAACAUCACUCUUCCCUUCUCUCGCUUCAAACUUGUAUCCAGCGUUCAUCAGCGACCGUUCACGGACCAAGACAUGAACACGUCCCUUGCUGACCUCGGUCUGGCCCCGUCUGCCAUCGUCUUGGUGAUGCCGAGCAACCUAGGUACCAGAAGUGAUGGUGGUGUCGGUAGUGUCGUUAGUACUGGAGGCUCGUGGUUCAAGUCGCUCUUGUGGCUCGUCAUGCUCCCUGUGAAUGCAAUAAUAGGACUUGUGUCGUCUUUCUUUGGAGUAGCACCAACGACAGCCGCUCCAGACAGUCGAUCUCAAGACAAACAAGGAAUUGAUAGUCAGUCAAAACCUACAGAACCUGCCAGACGCGCCACCGACCGACCUAAGACAGCUUACGGUACCAGAUCCCAGGCGCGCUACAGGAGGGACGGCAACAUCCACAGACUUGGUAACGAAAGCGACGAUGACGACGAAAACAACACAUGGAACGGCAACUCCACCCAGCAGAUGUAGGGCUGAUAUCAUGACGAGAACAACCCAUGGAACGGCAACUCCACCCAGCAGAUGUAGGGCUGACGUCGUUGUUAGUAUUGUGUUAGUAAAUGAAACGAAUAGCCCCACGUUGGCUGGCAAAUAAAGGUCUGCCAUAUGCGGUAUAGAUUACACUGUAUAAUUCCUUAGCGACAUGUUGGGUAGUAGCGUUGUUACAUAUUAACUUACAAGUAGAAUAUUUGAGAUUUAUUUCACCGCCUGCUAUUGUGAAUAACUGCACGUGCACCCGAGCAAGUAAGACUAGUCUGUUGGUUGGAUGAUGUUUAGUGUGAGAGUUUUGCAUUUCACAUUGACACCAAGGUCUUGGUCUGUCAAAGACAAGUUGCGAAUUAUGUUCAGAUGGCUAUUGGUGAUGUGCAAUAGAAGAGAAUUUCUCUCUCGCUGUUCAUCUUGCACUCUUAGUGCAUCGAUCCCAAAAAGCAGUAAUUUCUUGAUGUGCACUUCUGCUCUGUGUACUGCGUGUUGGCACGGAUCGUUUUCUACUGUUAAUGAACAGUGUUCAAGAUAUAGCGGCUCUUGGCGAUAUUCUUCGAUUGUAACCACUUUUCCAAGGAUCACGUCGACGUUUGUUUACCAGCGUUUUUUGUCGAUAUCCAGUCAUAUGCAUGACAAUGCCUGAUUUUUUACAUCUGUUGAAGAGGUUUGGGUCUGAAAUCUUCAUGUUCAAGUGUUGGUCAGCUCAGUGAAAUGCUAAUUGCGGAUACGACGUAUAUACGGCUAUUGGACAAAUGCUCCUAUUCUCUUCCCUUGCAGUGAAAAAAUGUAUGCCAUGCACGAAUGCAUCAUAUUAGCAAUUACUUUUUUCACCUUCGUUUCCUAUCAAGUUCAGAACCUAGGCUUGCUUCAUUUUUGGGUAAACAUGAAACUGAACUAUUUAAAAUAUCAAAUCAACAGAGAUAUGAAUUUGUAAAGAUGGUUGAACUUUAUUAUAAAUAUAUGUAGGAGGAAUACGAGAAUUCAGUUUUUUGUUCGACCAUUCACCUGACUCCGGUCACCUUUUUAGUGAAAUAAAGACGGAUGAUUAUGAA